Messenger RNA from Panicum virgatum (switchgrass), 1459 nucleotides. Its product is annotated as GDSL esterase/lipase At5g45910-like. The record is from RefSeq and is a predicted model, not a curated record. Gene Ontology annotation, molecular function: hydrolase activity, acting on ester bonds. The transcript is spliced from 3 exons. The coding region runs from base 97 to 1227 and encodes 376 amino acids. Lineage: Eukaryota; Viridiplantae; Streptophyta; Magnoliopsida; Poales; Poaceae.
AGGCGGGGGCGAGCAGGCACAGCUCUAUCUGACUGCAACGCGGGCACGCAGCUGCGCGCCACCGCCGUGCCGUGUCUCCGAGUUGGGCCCUUCGCCAUGGCCGGGUGCCGGGUGCCGGCGUGCUUCGUGGCGCUCCUCGUCGUCGCGGGGGCGCUCGCGGCGCCGGGCGCGGCGCGGGAGUACGCGGCCAUCUUCAACUUCGGGGACUCCCUGGUGGACGCCGGCAACCUCGUGGUGGACGGCAUCCCGGACUACCUCGCCACGGCGCGGCUGCCCUACGGCAUGACCUACUUCGGCUACCCCACCGGGCGGUGCUCCGACGGCCGCCUCGUCGUCGACUUCAUCGCCCAGGAGCUUGGUCUGCCGCUGCUUCCGCCGUCCAAGGCGAAGAACGCGACGUUCCACCGCGGCGCCAACUUCGCCAUCACGGGCGCGACGUCGCUGGACACGCCCUUCUUCGUGGCGCGCGGGCUCGGGAAGACGGUCUGGAACUCGGGGUCCCUGCACACCCAGAUCAAGUGGUUCCAGGACCUCAAGCCCAAGAUCUGCGGCGGCGGCUCCCCGGAGGAGUGCCGGUCGCUGUUCCGGCGGUCGCUCUUCAUCGUGGGCGAGUUCGGCGGCAACGACUACAACUCGCCGCUGUUCGCGUUCCGGCCGCUGUCGGAGGCGCACGACUUCGUCCCGCACGUCGUGGACUCCAUCGCCGAGGGCGUCGAGAAGCUCAUCGCGGAGGGCGCCGUGGAGCUGGUGGUGCCCGGGGUGCUCCCCAUCGGGUGCUUCCCCGUCUACCUGUCCAUCUUCCGGAAGCAGCCGGAGGGGUACGGCGCCCGGAGCGGGUGCAUCAAGGAGAUGAACACGCUGUCGUGGGCGCACAACGCCGCGCUGCAGCGCAAGAUCGCCGAGCUCCGGGGCAAGCACCCCGACGUGCGCAUCAUCUACGCCGACUACUACACGCCGGCCAUCCAGUUCGUCCUCCACGCCGAGAAAUACGGGUUCCUGAAGCAGAAGCCGCGGGCGUGCUGCGGGGCGGCGGGCGUGGGCGAGUACAACUUCAACCUGACGUCCAAGUGCGGCGAGCCGGGGGCGUACGCCUGCGACGACCCCUCCAACCACUGGAGCUGGGACGGCAUCCACCUCACCGAGGCAUCCUACGGCCACAUCGCCAGGGGGUGGCUCUACGGGCCCUUCGCCGACCCGCCCAUCCUCCACAACAAGCACCUCGGCUAGGCUAACCGACAUCCAUCCGUCGUCCAGCGCCGGCUAGCCGCCCGGCGAGUACAGAGUUACAUUGUCUGCACACUCCGGGACGGGACACACACAUCUGCCUGCUUGGUGUGCGAUUUUUAUUUUUUCUGUUGAUAUUGCUGUCGCUUUGCGUAGCCUGUGUACUGCUGCUUGUGUUAGUCAAGAAAAUUGAGCAGGAAUGAAGGGGAUCGGGUGCAAUUUUGUUGCUUGCUUU